This is a messenger RNA of Eurytemora carolleeae, 2741 nucleotides long. Its product is annotated as phosphatidylinositol 5-phosphate 4-kinase type-2 alpha. Gene Ontology annotation, biological process: phosphatidylinositol metabolic process. Bases 117 to 1337 code for a protein of 406 amino acids. Gene Ontology annotation, molecular function: phosphatidylinositol kinase activity. Lineage: Eukaryota; Metazoa; Arthropoda; Copepoda; Calanoida; Temoridae. The transcript is spliced from 21 exons. The record is from RefSeq and is a predicted model, not a curated record.
AAUAAAAUUAUACCGAAAUAUGGAGUCAGAUUUUACACUGCGCAUGCGCAAAAAACAACAACACACAAAUGUCAGCUGACUCAGAUCUGGAGAGAAAUUAGUCAGACGAUUUCAAGAUGAGCUCUGUAAUGGAGGGCGCUCUGAAAACAAAAACAAAAAGAUUCAAAGUAAAACAUCCGAAGCGGAAAAUUUUCAGGUCUAAGGAUCCUUUUCUCUCUGUUUUCAUGUGGGGAGUGAACCACACUGUUAAAGAACUACAGCAUGUACAUGUACCAGUGAUGUUAAUGCCCGAUGAUUUCCGUGCAUACUCUAAAGUAAAGAUUGAUAAUCAGUCUUUUAAUAAAGAAAACCUUCCCUCACAUUUCAAGGUGAAGGAGUACUGUCCUCUUGUGUUCCGGAAUAUUCGAGAAAGAUUCGGAAUAGAUGACUUAGAUUUCCUUAACAGUCUUACCAAGAGUCCUAGACCUGUAGAUAACCCUGGACGGAGUGGAGCAAAAUUCUACAUCAGUGCUGACAGGAUGUACAUGAUGAAGACACUGACUGGAAUAGAGGUGGCAGAGAUGCAUCAGCUUCUAAAGGAGUAUCAUCCUUAUAUUGUGGAACGACAUGGCAAGACCCUACUUCCACAGUAUCUAGCUAUGUAUAGACUCACAGUGGAAAAUCAGGAAACCUACAUGGUUGUGAUUAGAAACGUGCUUGGAGGACAUCUCAAAAUACACAAGAAAUACGAUCUCAAAGGUUCUACAGUUGAUCGGGAAGCAAGUGACAAGGAGAAGGCAAAAGAUUGUCCAACAUUCAAGGAUAAUGAUUUCUUGAAUGAUGGAAUCAAAAUAUCCAUCGGAGACGAAGCUAAGGAUAAGCUGAUGGAUACCCUGUCAGCUGAUGUGGAUUUUCUAACCAAGCACGAUAUAAUGGACUAUUCUCUGCUGCUGGGGAUACAUGAUACUACUAGAGAGGACGAUAGUCUGGAACCAGAGGAGGAUGAGGAUGAGGAUGAAUAUGAUUCUGGAGGAUCCGGAGGUCCCCCUCUAUCCCCAGACAGCGUAGGUACAGGAGUAGAGGGUGAGGAAGAGGGAACUAUAUUUGAGCUGGGAGGUCGUAUUGAUCCUUCUAGAGAUAUAUACGCUAUACCUUCACAGGGUAAUGGGUCUGGUCCACCAAAGGAAAUCUAUUUCCUGGCUCUGGUAGAUGUGCUUACCCACUACGGGGUCAAGAAGAUGACCGCCAAGGCUGCAAAAACGGUCAAGUAUGGUGGAAGCGUGGAUGGAAUAUCAACAGUUGAACCUGACCAGUACGCCAAACGAUUUAUCUCGUUUAUAAGCGACGGAAUUGAGUAGUCUUUGUAUAUUAUCCUUCGGACCAGCGAUAAACUUUGUAUGAUUAGUUUAUUUAGCGAUUUAUUCUUUCGGUUGAUUUAUGUUAAUUUAAUAUCAACUGACUUAUAAAUACUGGGUUAUCCUAAGAAAGAUGAUGCUUUUCAGACGACUGUAUUCAGUCAUUUUGCUUGUAGAUUGCAUAUCGAGCUUUUUUUUUUUGGUUCAAAUUAAAUAGUUCGGCAUUAAAAAAUGAUAUUAAAGACCUAAAAUAAAAAUCAACCUUGAGAUCGUCAUCUCUAGAGUUUCGGGCCACUUUUUAAAGUCUCAUCCUAAUUGUGGGUUACUCUGUAUAGUUUAUCUUUAGUAUAUUGCUGACUACUUUGUAAUUAAACUGACAUGCUGUAAUUAUUGCAAUAUUAUUACUGUCUCUAGUUAGCUUUGUAAAGUUAACUACAGUCGUCGUCGUCGUCAAAUAUAUCAAUCAUUACAAUGAAGACGACUUUAGAUUUGAAUGUUUGAAUUUUACUUAACUUUUAAACAGCAUGGAUGCAAUUAAACACGGAAACAAAGGAAGCUUCUCUUUGUAAACUAGUAAACUUUUAAUUUGAAAAAAGGUUGAUAGUAAUCAAAAUUUUAAACAAAGUCGUCUUCAAUGUAUUGAUAUAAACGCCGACUUCUAAAUAUAUUUACAAGAUCCCCUGACAGCUUGCUGAACAUUUUAAAACUUGCAUUUUACACUUGCGCUUGAUUUCAUUAAUUUUGUUGAUGAAUAUUUUUCCAUGGCCCUUGAUUUUGAUAUUCAAGAUAUUUCAGACGGUUUGCACUUUUCAAAGACAUAUUAAAAUGAAUAUUAACCAGGAUUAAUAUGCUUAUUGAAAUCAGAUAAUUAGUUUGUGCAGAUUUAUUAAUGUUAAUCAUGAAAAAUAGUUGUGUCUUGCAACAAUUUGUACCGUGGCACACUCAUUAUAUUAAGUUUAUUAAGUGUAUUGUAUAAUUGAGCAUUGUGCAUAAUUUUUAGUCAUGUAAAUUACUUGCCCCACCUAGUCGUAUCAAAUUUUAUCUAAAUGUUAAAUGUAUUGUAUUUGUAUACAACUGUAUAUAGCUUAUUGUUAUAUUGAAAACCUCGUCAUCUUUACUACAAACCAAAGUUUUAGACACGCUUCAGCUUGGAAUUUAAAGGGACAAUUGACGUUUACAGACCCUUGAAACAAAUCAGCUGAUUGACUAGCUUUAAAAAAGUGUUAAUGAUCAAAUAAAUUCGAGGAUUUUUCAGAAAACAUGUUUGCAGCAUUUGUAGUCUUCAGCUUGGAACAAGAGUAAAGGAAGAAAAAAUUUGUCUACCAGAUUAAUAAGCUAGAUUGAGUACUUUUCCUUGAACAAGUCGAAGAUUUAAACCAUCCGGUACCCUGGAGGGCAAAGAUAAAA